This is a messenger RNA of Gamsiella multidivaricata, 1313 nucleotides long. RefSeq lists its product as uncharacterized. Lineage: Eukaryota; Fungi; Mortierellomycota; Mortierellomycetes; Mortierellales; Mortierellaceae. The transcript has a single exon. Bases 253 to 1209 code for a protein of 318 amino acids. The record is from RefSeq and is a predicted model, not a curated record.
CGGAUCCGGAAAGAGGACGACCACUGCCUGAGCCAACCGGGUCUGUAUGCAUCUCACAAUCACAUCCUACCUCUGCAACAGCUCCUCGAGCUGCAGGAGCAGGAGGAGUGGCGAGUCAAGCAGCUGCAGAAUCGACUGAGAGGGUGUCUGCAACGAACGAAGUUGCAAAAGCAAUCAUCCUCAUUAUCCAUACCAUCGACACCACAGCUGCUGAGCAGAUCCUCCUCCCUCCUCUCACCAAAACCGUCCUACAUGUCCCUCACAUUCUCCGCCUCCCAGGCGUCCCUGUACAGCCGAUCCACAGCCUCCUCUUCCACACAGUUUUUGCAAGGGUGGAGCAGACCCACUACCCCUGCUUCUUCAAGAGCCUCGCCCUCGCCCACUCUUCUAGCUACCGAAGAACCGCUUCCGCUGCAGUCAAAUCCCUCUUCGACAUCACCCGAAAUUCCCACUGCUGCUCUGUCUGAAGUCCCCUCAGCCAGCACCGAUGCCAAUCUAUUGCAAGAACAAGAGCAAGAAUACCAGCCACGGAGGCAGCAUCCACACCGACACUUAAUUCCCCAGCACCAACACAACACCUCUCCGAAACAGGAAUCUAAUCAUGGCCACAUGCUCCUGAUGCUGGUACAAGGCCGCACGCAUUACUACAAGAACGGCACCCGCAAGGCUGACCCACAAUGGAAUGGUGAUAGUGACCUGUGCGAUGACGAUGAUGACAAUGAUAAUGGAGUGCUCGGUGAAGAGGAAGGGCGCGAACGAGUCCUUGAAGCAGCGGGCCUCGAGACUCGGCAGGAUUUCGUCAACCUCGAAGGCGAGAGCGUGAACGGACCUUGCUUUACAAGUUCGCCUCUAUCGUCUUCGCCUUCGUCUGCCAACCCAUCACUACUGCUGGAGCGAGCGGACCCUGCCAGCGCUGAUCUGGCCACUAGCGCUGAGAAGACAGCGUUGGGAUCUCUACGACGCCACUCUGCUCACAUGGACGCUUCAUUGUCGUCCUCAAACUCGGUGCCGCCCAAGCUCUCGCCUCGACCUACCAAGCCAGCCCGCAUUUCAAGUCUCGGCAGUGUACGUGGGACGAAAUCUCGUGCUUCGAUCUCCUGCUCGGUGUUACCAACGCUGGCCAUGCCUUCGUCGUCGCACCUCUACCAUCUGGUGCCUAGUCCAACAACUGAAUCUGAUGUCAACCAUCAAGUUGGAUUCACAGAAUGAAGCAGGCUAUGGGGACGUAUAGCCGUGCCUGUUAUUAUACCCAGACGCAUAUAACGAAUAUAAUAUAAAAAAAUGAUAGAAUGAAAUAAAAUACAUGUAAACAG